Messenger RNA from Fraxinus pennsylvanica, 438 nucleotides. NCBI's taxonomy places the organism in Eukaryota, Viridiplantae, Streptophyta, Magnoliopsida, Lamiales, Oleaceae. The record is from the annotation of a GenBank genome assembly.
AUGAAGGUAAUGGCUUUGAAACUUCACAACCUACUCUCUUUACUACUAUUUCUCUACACCAUUCUUGAUUUCCCGGCCACCACGACAUCGCAAGAGUGCCCGUAUCCAUGUUAUCCUCCCCCAAUCGGCCCUGGAAACAACCCUCCGGUGACCACUACACCACCAUCACCACCGGUGACCACCACUGCCCCACCAACUACUUUCUCUCCUCCAGCUUUCACCACCCCUCCUGCUGGCUACUUUCCAUUUACUCCUCCAUCACCUUUUAACGGAGUUACUCCACCGCCGCCCGAGCCAAUAGUGCCGUGGUUUCCCUAUUAUUACAGAAAGCCACCUCAUCAAGAUCAGUCCUCAUCAACCGCUCUGAUUCAAGGAUCAAGAACCAUGAUCAUCAUAAUUCCUCUACUCGUUCUUGUUUUUUCUACUGUCUUUCUCUGA